AUUGUUUGUGAGUAUAUACUAAUAGUAUGUUUGUUUGAUAUCGAUAGGAUUGGUUAACUAUAUAUUGUUCGUGUUUUAUAUCAUGAUCAGUGUUGUAGCAGAUUCACAGAAGAAAUUGAUCUGUUACAGGAAAUUCAGAUUCAUACUGGAAUUCAGUGUUGAAUAAUGUGUCAAUGGAAAUGUAAAAUACCGAAUAUUAUAUUGAUAUUAUUCCAGAGAAUAAAGCAUUAUAUCUUCCUUAUAUUCGAAGAAAAUGGCAAUGUUUCUGCAAACUUAAUAUAAAGCUAAGCAAGGAAGUAUGUCAUUUAGAUCCACUUAUUCAUACAACAUAAGUUUGGAGAUUUAGGCGAAAUGAAACUGUACAGGAAAUACGAUCUCUUAAAACUCUUUACACAGCCAAAUACUCCGGAAUCAAAAUAUUAAAGUACCGUGUGCAAAAAUCUGAAAAAUAAAAGGAAAGUAGUCAGAACUGUGUAAAAUAUCAACACUUUUCAGUGGCCGAUCUAAAGGGGGUUAUGCGAUAUCAUAAUACUCCCUUGGUUGAAUAUCUUCACGAAAUUGUUUUUGCCGUUUCGAGAUCGAGCUCUUUACCCCCCCCCCCCCCUCAUCCCUCAGUGCUUUCGCGGAAAGCGUAAAAACUUUUAUAACACAAACUUUAGAAUGAAUUAUGAAUAUGUACCUCCUAUUGUUGAAAUUAUAGUUAGAGCAACAUGACAUCUCAUGACUAUUAUUACACAUAUAGACAGAGCAACACGCCACCUCAUGACUGUUAACACACUUAUAGACAGAGCAACGCGCCAUCCCAUGACUGUUAAUACACUUAUAGACAGAUCAACACGCCAUCUCAUGACUGUUAAUACAUAUAUAAUCAUAGCAACAAACCAUAUCAUGAUUAUUAAUACAUUUAUAGGAAGAGCAACACAUCAUCUCAAGACUGUCAUACACAUAUAUACAGAGCAACACGCCAUUCCAUGACUCUUCAUACACUUAUAGAGAGAGCAACACGCCAUCUUAUGACUGUUAAUACACUUUUAGACAGAGCAAUACGCCAUCUCAUGACUGUUUAUACAUAUAUAUAAUAAUAGCAACAAGCCAUAUCAUGAUUAUUAAUACAUUUAUAGGAAGAGCAACACAUCAUCUCAAGACUGUCAAUACACAUAUAUAUAUACAUAACAACACGCCAUUCCAUACACUCUUCAUACACUUAUAGAGAGAGCAACACGCCAUCUCAUGACUGUUAAUGCGUAGCAACACACCAUCUUAUGACUGUUAAUACACUUAUAGACAGAGCAACACGCCACCUCAUGACUGUUAAUACACUUAUAGACAGAGCAACACACCAUCUCAUCACUGUUGAUACACUUAUAAACUUAGCAACACGCUAUUCUAUUACUGUUUAUACAUAGCAACAUAACAUCUCAUAACUAUAUAGGUACAGAAAUAAUCAUGGCAACACACCAUCUUUAAAUUCUAAUACAUUCAGGGUAAGGCAACAAUUAUCAAUAAAAUGGUUUGGUGUGUUUUUAAAUCAUAUGAUAACUAGUAAUUAUUGAUAUUAACCAUGUACAAAUGACAUUACUAAUGAUAUGAUAAAUACUUAUCAUAUGAUAAUAACCAGAAUGAAACAAGGAUUGGUAAGAGUACUUAUAAUGAUGUACUAUCAAAUGCAUGUAUCAACGGAACUCACAAGUGAUGUCAGAAAUCACCUACCAAAAGUAUCCAUGAUAUAAGUCACUGAGUUAAAGUACACGAGAUAGCUGUACUAACAAAAAUUACAAUUACUUAUUACGAGUUCAUGUUUUUAAACAUUGGAAGGAUAUGUCUGCGCUGAUUUAUUCACUAAACAUAAAUAUUUACAUCAUGUUUCUAAAACCCAUUAGAUAACUCAUAUCACGUGUCCCUUACAUCUCCCCAUUCAAAAUUUAUAAUUUAACUGUAUAGUGCUUCGCUAAUUCAAAUCGUGUCAUUUUCACUUGCUUUUAAUACAAACUUCCGACUCUUUAAGAGGUACGAUGUCGACACGACUGUACAACUGUGAAUUUUCUCUUCCUCUGAACAUAACAGACUCUCUGUGACUCAUCAGCGUAUGAUGUGUAUGGUGAAUUGAGAAAUCAGGAACACCCAUGGUAAAAAUUAUAUUUCAAGUAUCCUUAAGUAGGAUCGGAAUCAUUGUCACUCUGUGCAUGCGCGUGAUCACGUGAACUGGGAAGAACAGUGAUCAGUAAUUACUAUGCCUGAUUGUCUUGUAAAAGCAGAUCGAAAGAGUAGUUGAAUAUAUGAAGAUGUGAUUCCUAAUGUGUUCUAAUGUGUGCUUAGACUGGCAGAUGAUCCUAUGAUAUUAAAUAUAUAUCGUGUCAAAACUCUUUCUACACAAAUUCCGACAUCAACGGAAUCACACGAAGUCUUCCGAUUACAACGACGCUUUGUGUUGUUGUACACCAAUGGCAAUUUAAACGUGUAGCAUGGGAUAAAAUACAGGGAUUCCAGGUCAUUCCGAAAGUUUCAGGUGAAAUGGGGAACAGCAAAAGUAACAAAGGCGAUUGAGGGAGUGAUGAUAAAGACGAUGAUACAACGGGCAGAAGAAAAACAUCUGAAUUUGAGGUCAAGAUCGUAUCUAAACUUUUGCGGAGGAUCGGUGAAAAAAGUUUAAUUCCUUUGUUUUCCCAACAACGCAUCACUAUGGAGAUAUUAAUGGAUCUAAAUCAUGCAGAUCUUCUUGAAAUAGGGAUCGACAUAUUUGAUCAAAGAUAUAAGAUAUUGACUGAGGUAGCACGACUGAAGCGAGAGAGGGGACAGAGAAACACAAGUUCUCGAUGUAGAAUACACCCCUUCAACACCACGUGUCCCGGGCGAAAACGGAAGCUGGAAAACCAAAAUGUUAUGGCAAAGAAAAUGAGAUUAGGGGUCAGAAAUGAGAGGGGACAGAGAAACACGAGUUCUCGAGGUAGAAUACAUCCCUUCAACACCACGUGUCCCGGGCGAAAACGGAAGCUGGAAAACCAAAGUGGCAUGACAAAGAAAAUGAGAUUAGGGGUCAGGAAUGUGCACACAGAAGUGACUGUUGUAGUUUCUACUGCCUCCGGUACACAACCUCACACGUCUGUCACAACCAGCAGUCCCUCUGUCUGUCAGACGACAUCAUGUCAGUCGUCUCAGACACAGACCUCGUCAGGUAUCAGUUCGUCUUCACUGAAUGUUGGAUCAACAGCAAGUAGUGCUGUAUUAGCAACACUGAUACCAACGACAGCAAUACCAGCAACAACUACAGCAGAUAUGUCAACGAUCGUAACAACAGCAGUAACUUCAGCAACAUCAAACACUGGCUCAGUCUCAACAACAGUAUCAGCGAUACAGAACCCUGCAACAACAGCCACCUCAUCAUCAACAUCCUGUCUGGUCUUUUCUUCUGCAGUCAAUCUCUUGUCAAACACCACGACAACACCCAGCCAUACGUUAACGACAUCCAGCAUACCGUGUGUUUCCACAUCGGCUCCAACAGGAAGUAACGUUUUACCAGUCCCUGCCCCUUGUGUGCAUUGCACACAAAACACAAUUACAGAUGAAGAGAACAAUUUCCUACGAUACUUUCUUAUGGCUCAGCUUGGUACCCAGGCCUUGCGGAUUCUGUUCGACUCAUUUGUCAAACCUAUGUCUCUGACAAAUCACCUACAGAAUGUAAAACCAAAAUUAAAACACUGUACAGCGCAACAGAAGGCCAUCCUAUAUCCGGGUGCCUGGGGACCUGUGACCUCAGCAGACUUUGAUACAUCUCUUCUGUACACCCUGCUGCGUAACACAGUGAAAAUAACACCUCCAACGAGUGGAUGGAAUAAUGAACCAAAUCCUGCUGACAUCUCAAAGGGGGACGAUGUGGAGAGAAUAAGAUUCGCUAGGAAUUCUUUAUGUCAUGGUAAAACGUCCAUGGAUCAAUCAACAUUCAAUUCAAAAUGGACAUGUCUUUCUCAGGCUAUCGGACGACUGAGCAGCGGUUUCCUUAAUGGUGAUGUUGCCUCCUUAGCAACAAGGAAGUUUGAUAAAUCUGAGAAACAGGUCAUAUUGGAUGACUUCCUGCUUCUUAAAAAAAGGCUUCAACAAUUAGAGAGAAGACAUAUUCCAUUUAAUGUCCGAGAACAACAUGAAGAGAUAUUGAAUAAAUGGGGAAAGGAAUAUGAAGUUCUGUGCGAAACGAGAGCGUACUACAGAGUGAAAUCAGAAAUCGAGUCCAAAGACACCGUGACAAUAAUAAGCGGUCCAGGAAUGGGAAAAACAUUCAUUGCCAGGCAGACAUGUCUUCAUCUGCAAAAUGAAGGUUGGGAAAUCAUCCCCGUCCAACACGUAGACGAGAUGACUAGCUAUCGUCUCGUCAGUAUCAAGCAGGUGUUUCUUCUUGACGAUCCUGUGGGAGUAUUUGGAUUCGAUCGAUCAGCAUCAACUGCUAUAGAAAGAAUGUUUGAAGCUUUUGCUCCUUCAGAUAAAACCAAAUUUAUUUUUACCUGCAGAAAAGCUGUUUAUUAUGAAUGCAAAGAUAUGGAACACAGUUUCCUCAGAAACAUUAUUGAUAUUGGAAGUUUAGAUCUUAUGCUGAAUGAAAAAGAAAUGAAGGACAUGUUAGCUUCUCACUGUAAAAGUACAGGAGUGGAGGAGAAAGUCUAUAUAAACAUCUUGCUAAAUCCUGGUAUGACAAUGUUCCCACUUUUAUGUCGUUUAUUUGCAAACGACAAAGAAAAUCAGAAAUGUGGACGACUUUUUUUUGAAACGGCAAACAAAAGCAUCAUUAACCAAUUCAAGAAAAUGAGAAAUCAAAAGGAGUCACAGUAUGCGACACUUGUGUUAUGCAUGCUAGCAAACAAUCAUUUAACGAAAAAAGAUAUACCUGAAUAUUUUGUACUAAUAAGCGCUUAUUUUGACAUUGUUAAUCAGUCUUGUAUUCAAAGGUCUCUGAAGGAAUUGACAGGAACAUAUGUUGUGAAGAAUAACGGGGUUUAUUCUUUCUUACAUGACGCUUUAUUUGAGGCCAUUGCUUGCUUACAUGCUUUGAAGUUCCCUGAACAGGUGCUGAACUCAAUGCCAAGUAGUUACAUCGCAAACAACGUUCGUGUUACUAGUGAGACUACAGAAUCGGGAUAUGAAAAUUUAUGCAUCUGCUUGAAAAGGAAACACUAUAAAUUCCUUGUAAGAAGACUUUUAAAGGAUAUCAAAGACGUACAUUUUUAUGAUGUUUUUGAUGGGAAAAGCCUAAAAUGUGAAGAGUUCAUGAAUUUCUUUAUUUCCUAUCUCGACACAGUGUCUACAGAUGAUCUUGUAGAUCUGAUUUUAACUAUUCAUUAUUCUGACUCGAAAGUACUUCAGCGCAGUGGAAAGGCAAUGGAAAGGAUUGCAUACUGGGGAAAGGAAUACUAUCAACAAAAAUUACUCAUAGGAGAAAAAAUAACGAUAAGUAGAAUCACAGGAAAAGGAAAGGGCAAGUACAUACGUAACAAUGCUGGCCCUCAAUACAGCAUACUUACAUUGAGUUGGAUGAUUCAUUAUGGGCAUAUCAGGCUUCUGUCUUAUAUUCUUGAUAGACUUGAUGAUAGACAACAACUGUCUGACAUAAGGAAAUCUGAAGGUGCUAGGUUGUUAUUGCUCGCAUGUUUUAGUGGAAAUCUUGAGGUAGUUCAGCGACUCGUCAGUUGGUUAGGGAUGUCAUAUCUCAAUGGAUCUCCAAAUCAAAAAACUGACAACAACAAUGAGCACUUGUGUUUCACUCCAUUAACAGGUGCUGUUUUUGCUGGACAUGAAUCAGUGAUAGAAUUCCUUAUAAAUGAAGGGGUCAAUGUAAAUCUGCAGGAUGACACAGCUGAAGAAGACACCCCUCUCACCAAAGCCUGCAGACUGGGAUAUACCAUCGUGGUGCAAACACUCUUACGCUGCAAGGCAGACAUUAACCAGGUCAAUGGUACAAUGAGAUCUCCAUUGUUCUGGGCGUCACGGAUGUCUAGAACUGAUAUAGUAAGGCUAUUGAUACAGAACAACUGUGAUGUUAAUAUAGUUGACUCUGGGGGCAGAAGUGCUCUACAUGAAGCAGCAGGAAGAGGUUUUGAUGAUAUUGUAAAAUUGUUGGUCGAGAACAAGGCCGAUGCAACUUUGGUGGAUAGGAAAGGAAAAUUAACGGUAACAUUGGCAAAGGAAUCAAAUGAAAACAUAAAAACAUUAUUUACCUCACAGUGCAAAAAUUCCUCCUCAUUUUGCCAAGAGUUUGUUCAAGAACUAAUACAAAUCAUAAGUGAUGAAUUCUGCAGAAACGAAACUACACCAAACACUUUAACAGACAAACCCUUCUCCUGUCUUUUUGAUGUACUCACCGUGUCGGAAUUAAAUAAGCCCUUACCUCAGGAGUGGCAUUCUCACUGUUUUAGCCAUUACAUUUCAACAGGACAUCAAUCUGUACUGAGGUGUUUAUUAAGUCAUGGAUACCAGAUUAUUUCCACCAAUCCUUACCUUCAAGACGCACUGUUUACUGCAUCAAGGAAUAGACACACUGAGAUAGUCAAACAUUUAGUAGAACACGGUGCAAAUGUCAAGAUUUGUGAUUACAAUAAUUUUACACCGCUCUUUACGGCAUUACAGAAUGGAUACACUGAGAUAGUCAAACAUUUAGUAGAACAAGGUGCUGAUGUCAAUAUUUGUAAUGACGAGAAUGUCACACCGCUCUUCAUGGCAUCAGAGAAUGGAUACACUGAGAUAGUCAAACAUUUAGUAGAACACGGUGCUGAUGUCAAUAUUUGUAGUGACGAGAUUGAUACACCACUCUUUAUGGCAUCACUGAAUGGACACACUGAGAUAGUCAAACAUUUAGUAGAACACGGUGCUGAUGUCAAUAUUUGUAGAUAUGAUAAGGUUACACCGCUCUUUACGGCAUCACAGAAUGGACACACUGAGAUAGUCAAACAUUUAAUAGAACGCGGUGCUGAUGUCAAUAUUUGUAGUGACGAGAAUAUUACACCGCUCUCUCUGGCAUCACUGAAUGGAUACACUGAGAUAGUCAAACAUUUAGUAGAACACGGUGCUGAUGUCAAUAUUUGUAGAUAUGAUAAUGUUACACCACUCUUUACGGCAUUACAGAAUGGAUACACUGAGAUAGUGAAACAUUUAAUAGAACACGGUGCUGAUGUCAAUAUUUGUGAUGACGAGAAUGUCACACCGCUCUUUAUGGCAUCAAAGAAUGGACACACUGAGAUAGUCAAACAUUUAGUAGAACAUGGUGCUGAUGUCAAUAUUUGUAAUGACCGGAAUGUUACACCGCUCUUUAUUGCAUCAAAGAAUGAACACACUGAGAUAGUCAAACAUUUAGUAGAACAUGCUGCUGAUGUCAAUAUUUGUGAUGACGAGAAUGUUACACCGCUCUUUAUGACAUCACAGAAUGGACACACUGAGAUAGUCAAACAUUUAGUAGAACAUGGUGCUGAUGUCAAUAUUUGUAAUGACGAGAAUGCUACGCCGCUGUAUAUAGCAUCACAAAAUGGGCACCAUGAGAUAGCUAAACAUUUAAUAGAACACAGUGCUGAUGUCAAUAUUUGUGCUCUAGAAAAUGUUACCCCGCUAUUUAUGGCAUCGCAGAAAGGACAUAUUGAAAUAGUCAAAGAUUUAGUAAAACAAAGUACUGAUGUCAAUAUUUGUAAUGGCCAAGGUGUUGCACCACUCAUUAGGGCAUCACAGAAUGGACACACUGAGAUAGUCAAACAUUUAGUAGAACACGGUGCUGAUGUCAAUAUUUGUGAUGUGGGAAAUGUUACACCGCUCUUUAUAGCAUCAGAGGGAGGACACACUGAGAUAGUCAAACAUUUAGUAGAACACGGUGCUGAUGUCAAUAUUUGUAGUGACAAGAAUGUUACACCACUCUUGAUAGCAUCACAGAAAGGACACACUGAGAUAGUCAAACAUUUAGUAGAACACGGUGCUGAUGUCAAUAUUUGUAGUGACGAGAAUGUCACACUGCUCUUUAUGGCAUCACAGAAAGGACACACUGAGAUAGUCAAACAUUUAGUAGAACAUGGUGCUGAUGUCAAUAUUUGUAAUGACCGGAAUGUUACACCGCUCUUUAUUGCAUCAAAGAAUGGACACACUGAGAUAGUCAAACAUUUAGUAGAACACGGUGCUGAUGUCAAUAUUUGUAAAUAUGAUAAUGAUACAGCGCUCUUCAUGGCAUCAGAGAAUGGAUACACUGAGAUAGUCAAACAUUUAGUAGAACACGGUGCUGAUGUCAAUAUUUGUGAUUACGAGAAUGUUACACCACUCUCUAUGGCAUCACUGAUUGGACACACUGAGAUAGUCAAACAUUUAAUAGAACACGGUGCUGAUGUCAAUAUUUCUAAUGACGAUAAUGUUACACCACUCUCUAUCGCAUCACGGAAUGGACACACUGAGAUAGUCAAACAUUUAGUAGAACACGGUGCUGAUGUCAAUAUUUGGAGAUAUGAUAAUGUUACACCGCUCUUUACGGCAUCACUGUAUGGAUACACUGAGAUAGUGAAACAUUUAAUAGAACACGGUGCUGAUGUCAAUAUUUGUGAUUACGAGAAUGAUACACCACUCUCUAUGGCAUCACUGAUUGGACACACUGAGAUAGUCAAACAUUUAGUAGAACACGGUGCUGAUGUCAAUAUUUGUGAUGUGAGAAAUGUUACACCGCUCUUUAUAGCAUCAGAGGGAGGACACACUGAGAUAGUCAAACAUUUAGUAGAACACGGUGCUGAUGUCAAUAUUUGUAAUGACGAUAAUGUUACACCACUCUCUAUGGCAUCACUGAAUGGACACACUGAGAUAGUCAAACAUUUAGUAGAACACGGUGCUGAUGUCAACAUUUGUAAUGGCAAAAAUAAAACGCCGCUCUAUAUGGCAUCAAAGAAUGGACACACUGAGAUAGUCAAACAUUUAGUAGAACACGGUGCUGAUGUCAAUAUUUGUAGAUAUGAUAAUGCUACACCGCUCUUUACGGCAUCACAGAAUGGAUACACUGAGAUAGUGAAACAUUUAAUAGAACACGGUGCUGAUGUCAAUAUUUGUGAUUACGAGAAUGAUACACCACUCUCUAUGGCAUCACUGAUUGGACACACUGAGAUAGUCAAACAUUUAGUAGAACAUGGUGCUGAUGUCAAUAUUUGUAAUGACGAGAAUGCUACACCGCUGUAUAUAGCAUCACAAAAUGGGCACCAUGAGAUAGCUAAACAUUUAAUAGAACACAGUGCUGAUGUCAAUAUUUGUGCUCUAGAAAAUGUUACCCCGCUAUUUAUGGCAUCGCAGAAAGGACACAUUGAAAUAGUCAAAGAUUUAGUAAAACAAAGUACUGAUGUCAAUAUUUGUAAUGGCCAAGGUGUUGCACCACUCAUUAGGGCAUCACAGAAUGGACACACUGAGAUAGUCAAACAUUUAGUAGAACACGGUGCUGAUGUCAAUAUUUGUGAUGUGAGAAAUGUUACACCGCUCUUUAUGGCAUCAGAGGGAGGACACACUGAGAUAGUCAAACAUUUAGUAGAACAUGGUGCUGAUGUCAAUAUUUGUAAUGACGAGAAUGCUACGCCGCUGUAUAUAGCAUCACAAAAUGGGCACCAUGAGAUAGCUAAACAUUUAAUAGAACACAGUGCUGAUGUCAAUAUUUGUGCUCUAGAAAAUGUUACCCCGCUAUUUAUGGCAUCGCAGAAAGGACAUAUUGAAAUAGUCAAAGAUUUAGUAAAACAAAGUACUGAUGUCAAUAUUUGUAAUGGCCAAGGUGUUGCACCACUCAUUAGGGCAUCACAGAAUGGACACACUGAGAUAGUCAAACAUUUAGUAGAACACGGUGCUGAUGUCAAUAUUUGUGAUGUGAGAAAUGUUACACCGCUCUUUAUAGCAUCAGAGGGAGGAAACACUGAGAUAGUCAAACAUUUAGUAGAACACGGUGCUGAUGUCAAUAUUUUUAGUGACAAGAAUGUUACACCGCUCUUGAUAGCAUCACAGAAAGGACACACUGAGAUAGUCAAACAUUUAGUAGAACACGGUGCUGAUGUCAAUAUUUGUAGUGACGAGAAUGUUACACUGCUCUUUAUGGCAUCACAGGUUGGACACACUGAGAUAGUCAAACAUUUAGUAGAACACGGUGCUGAUGUCAAUAUUUGUAAUGUGAGAAAUGUUACACCACUCUUUAUAGCAUCACAGAAAGGACACACUGAGAUAGUCAAACAUUUAGUAGAACAUGGUGCUGAUGUCAAUAUUUGUAAUGACCGGAAUGUUACACCGCUCUUUAUUGCAUCAAAGAAUGGACACACUGAGAUAGUCAAACAUUUAGUAGAACACGGUGCUGAUGUCAAUAUUUGUAAAUAUGAUAAUGUUACACCGCUCUUUACGGCAUCACUGUAUGGAUACACUGAGAUAGUCAAACAUUUAAUAGAACACGGUGCUGAUGUCAAUAUUUGUAAUGAUGAGAAUGCUACGCCGCUGUAUAUAGUAUCACAAAAUGGGCACCAUGAGAUAGCUAAACAUUUAAUAGAACACAGUGCUGAUGUCAAUAUUUGUGCUCUAGAAAAUUUUACCCCGCUAUUUAUGGCAUCGCAGAAAGGACAUAUUGAAAUAGUCAAAGAUUUAGUAAAACAAAGUACUGAUGUCAAUAUUUGUAAUGGCCAAGGUGUUGCACCACUCAUUAGGGCAUCACAGAAUGGACACACUGAGAUAGUCAAACAUUUAGUAGAACACGGUGCUGAUGUCAAUAUUUGUGAUGUGAGAAAUGUUACACCGCUCUUUAUAGCAUCAGAGGGAGGACACACUGAGAUAGUCAAACAUUUAGUAGAACACGGUGCUGAUGUCAAUAUUUGUGAUGUGAGAAAUGUUACACCGCUCUUUAUAGCAUCAGAGGGAGGAAACACUGAGAUAGUCAAACAUUUAGUAGAACACGGUGCUGAUGUCAAUAUUUUUAGUGACAAGAAUGUUACACCGCUCUUGAUAGCAUCACAGAAAGGACACACUGAGAUAGUCAAACAUUUAGUAGAACACGGUGCUGAUGUCAAUAUUUGUAGUGACGAGAAUGUUACACUGCUCUUUAUGGCAUCACAGGUUGGACACACUGAGAUAGUCAAACAUUUAGUAGAACACGGUGCUGAUGUCAAUAUUUGUAAUGUGAGAAAUGUUACACCACUCUUUAUAGCAUCACAGAAAGGACACACUGAGAUAGUCAAACAUUUAGUAGAACAUGGUGCUGUUGUCAAUAUUUGUAAUGACCGGAAUGUUACACCGCUCUUUAUUGCAUCAAAGAAUGGACACACUGAGAUAGUCAAACAUUUAGUAGAACACGGUGCUGAUGUCAAUAUUUGUAAAUAUGAUAAUGAUACAGCGCUCUUCAUGGCAUCAGAGAAUGGAUACACUGAGAUAGUCAAACAUUUAGUAGAACACGGUGCUGAUGUCAAUAUUUGUGAUUACGAGAAUGUUACACCACUCUCUAUGGCAUCACUGAUUGGACACACUGAGAUAGUCAAACAUUUAAUAGAACACGGUGCUGAUGUCAAUAUUUCUAAUGACGAUAAUGUUACACCACUCUCUUUCGCAUCACGGAAUGGACACACUGAGAUAGUCAAACAUUUAGUAGAACACGGUGCUGAUGUCAAUAUUUGGAGAUAUGAUAAUGCUACACCGCUCUUUACGGCAUCACUGUAUGGAUACACUGAGAUAGUGAAACAUUUAAUAGAACACGGUGCUGAUGUCAAUAUUUGUGAUUACAAGAAUGAUACACCACUCUCUAUGGCAUCACUGAUUGGACACACUGAGAUAGUCAAACAUUUAGUAGAACACGGUGCUGAUGUCAAUAUUUGUAAUGAACGGAAUUUUACACCGCUCUUUAUUGCAUCAAAGAAUGGACACACUGAGAUAGUCAAACAUUUAGUAGAACACGGUGCUGAUGUCAAUAUUUGUGAUUACGAGAAUGAUACACCACUCUCCAUGGCAUCACUGAUUGGACACACUGAGAUAGUCAAACAUUUAGUAGAACAUGGUGCUGAUGUCAAUAUUUGUAAUGACGAGAAUGCUACACCGCUGUAUAUAGCAUCACAAAAUGGGCACCAUGAGAUAGCUAAACAUUUAAUAGAACACAGUGCUGAUGUCAAUAUUUGUUCUCUAGAAAAUGUUACCCCGCUAUUUAUGGCAUCGCAGAAAGGACACAUUGAAAUAGUCAAAGAUUUAGUAAAACAAAGUACUGAUGUCAAUAUUUGUAAUGGCCAAGGUGUUGCACCACUCAUUAGGGCAUCACAGAAUGGACACACUGAGAUAGUCAAACAUUUAGUAGAACACGGUGCUGAUGUCAAUAUUUGUGAUGUGAGAAAUGUUACACCGCUCUUUAUGGCAUCAGAGGGAGGACACACUGAGAUAGUCAAACAUUUAGUAGAACACGGUGCUGAUGUCAAUAUUUUUAGUGACAAGAAUGUUACACCGCUCUUGAUAGCAUCACAGAAAGGACACACUGAGAUAGUCAAACAUUUAGUAGAACACGGUGCUGAUGUCAAUAUUUGUAGUGACGAGAAUGUUACACCGCUCUUUAUGGCAUCACAGGUUGGACACACUGAGAUAGUCAAACAUUUAGUAGAACACGAUGCUGAUGUCAAUAUUUGUAAUGAAAAGAAUGUUACACCGCUCUUGAUAGCAUCAUAGAAUGGACACACUGAGAUAGUCAAACAUUUAGUAGAACACGGUGUUGAUGUCAAUAUUUGUAGUGACGAGAAUGUUACACCGCUCUUGAUGGCAUCACAGAAUGGACACACUGAGAUAGUCAAACAUUUAGUAGAACACGAUGCUGAUGUCAAUAUUUGUAAUGAAAAGAAUGUUACACCGCUCUUGAUAGCAUCAUAGAAUGGACACACUGAGAUAGUCAAACAUUUAGUAGAACACGGUGCUGAUGUCAAUAUUUGUAGUGACGAGAAUGUUACACCGCUCUUGAUGGCAUCACAGAAUGGACACACUGAGAUAGUCAAACAUUUAAUGGAACACGGUGUUGAUGUCAAUAUUUGUAGUGACGAGAAUGUUACACCGCUCUUGAUGGCAUCACAGAAUGGACACACUGAUAUAGUCAAACAUUUAGAAGAACACGGUGCUGAUGUCAAUAUUUGCAGAUAUGAUAUUGUUACACCGCUCUUGAUAGCAUCAGAGAAUGGACACACUGAGAUAGUCAAACAUUUAGUAGAACACAGUGCUUAUGUCAAUAUUUGUUAUGACAAGAAUGUUAUACCGCUCUUCAUAGCAUCAGAGAUUGGACACACUGAGAUAGUUAAACAUUUAGUAGAACACGGUGCUGAUGUCAAUAUUUGUAAUGUGAGAAAUGCUACACCGCUCUUUGUGGCAUCACAGAAUGGACACACUGAGAUAGUCAAACAUUUAUUAGAACACGGUGCUGAUGUCAAUAUUUGUAGAUAUGGUAAUUGUACACCGCUAUUUAUAGCAUCACAGAAUGGACACACUGAGAUAGUCAAACAUAUAGUACAAUGCGGUGCUGAUAUCAAUAUUUGUAAUGUGAGAAAUGUUGCACCGCUCUUUAUAGCAUCACAGAAUGGACACACUGAGAUAGUCAAACAUUUAGUAGAACACAGUGCUGAUGUUAAUAUAUGUAGAUAUGAUAAUUGUACACCGCUCAAUAUGGCAUCACAGAAAGGACACACUGAGAUAGUCAAACAUUUAGUAGAACACAGUGCUGAUGUCAAUAUUUGUAGAUAUGAUAAUUUUACACCGCUCUUUAUAGCAUAACAGAAUGGACACACUGAGAUAGUCAAACGUUUAGUAGAACACGGUGCAGAUGCUAAUAUCUGUAAUAUGAAUAUUUGAAAACAAACUGAGGACUUCAAUGGCUAUAAAAGAUUUUGAUAGAUAAAAAAAGAUGUCUUUUGUAAGUAUGGAUGUUUGACUGGAAUCUGAGUGAAAUUCAAAAUGAAUGAAAUUUAUUAAUUUGUAGUGUUGUUGUUAUCCAAACAUGAAGUUAGUUUUUGACAUAUCAGAAUUUCAAUGUUCAUUUGUUGAAAUAAAGUUAUCGCUAGAGUAGUAAUAAUUCGCCAGAAAAAAUCUGCUAUAGAUCAUUAUAUAAUAAUAGAUGAAACCCCGCGCAAGCGAGGGAAAUCAGAAUUAAAUAAUAUUGCAUAGAGAAAAUACUUUUAAUACUUGUUCAAAUUGUUGCGCACAUUAAUUCAAUGACAGAUAUGUUUAAUUCAACUGAAUUUAAGAAAAACAUUUCAAUAAUUGCGCGCAUUAGUUAUAUUAUGAUAUUUAUUGAUAUAAUAUACAGUAAAUAAAACUUGGUUAUUAAGAAGUCACUUGGAGCUCCAAAUCAAAUGUUCUUUAUGUAACAUAAAUGAUCUCUCUCUGUUUUUGAAAAUUAAAGAAUUAUUUUUUGUUACGAAUGCAAUCGUUAUUCGUCAUGCCGAACAGUUGACAAAAGACCAAAUGAACGGUUGUUCAUAAUUUCAAUAUUUGAAACUCAGUAUUGGGAAUGUGUUUAUUAUGGUGGCUUUUGUCCAGUGCAAUCAUUGCCUCGCUUCAUUCUGAAAAAUUCCGUAAGCCUGGUCAAAUACUAAAAUCACGGAUUUAGGAAAUAUUUAUUCAACAAUUAUCAAAACUUACUUCUUUUGUAAAAUCAAAAUCAAAUAUCGAUAAACAACGAAUUAAAAUCAUAUCGUAUUAUCUUAAGUUUUCUUAAAAGAAGAAAGAAAUCUGGCUAAGAUCUGGCACUUUCCUUUCAUUUUUGGUAUUUCGGGGUAGUUUAUCGAAAACGAAAAUAGGUUUUUGAUUAAUUGUACGACAAUUACUAAUCAAAUAAGAUUCUAUUAUAGCUUACAGACUUCGACUUCAAUAUAUAACAGUAUUAAAGGUGCAAGCAGUAACUCUGGAGCAAGCGUUUCGAAGAGUACUUGCAAAUUUUUUUGGGGGUCUUUAAGUAUAAAUGAUGUUUUGAAAUUUAUAGGCACCUGAUCCCACCUAUGGUGUGUCCAGAGGUCCGUGUUUGCCCAACUCUCUAUUUUGUAUUGCUUGUAGAGAUUGAUCACUGUUCGUUAUCUUCACCUUGCAUAUAGUUAAAGUGGUAUUUUAUUGCAAACUUAAAAAUAAACGUUUUUAGUACAUG
Molecule: messenger RNA, 15100 nt
Organism: Ostrea edulis (European flat oyster)
Lineage: Eukaryota; Metazoa; Mollusca; Bivalvia; Ostreida; Ostreidae
Exons: 9
Coding region: 2680-12648 (3322 amino acids)
Molecular function (GO): protein binding
Source: RefSeq, a predicted model, not a curated record